Molecule: messenger RNA, 1584 nt
Organism: Capronia coronata CBS 617.96
Lineage: Eukaryota; Fungi; Ascomycota; Eurotiomycetes; Chaetothyriales; Herpotrichiellaceae
Exons: 2
Coding region: 1-1584 (527 amino acids)
Biological process (GO): transmembrane transport
Cellular component (GO): membrane
Molecular function (GO): transmembrane transporter activity
Source: RefSeq, a predicted model, not a curated record
AUGGAGAAGCAAACUCCCGUCACCGGCACGGAGAAGCAUGACCUCGUCUCAUCGGCCAGUUCAGGAGACUACAAUGUCGCGGCCGAGCCCGUCGUCAUCGAGGGUACUCAAGGUCCCAAGCUGGAAAAGCCAUUCAGCAUCUGGAGCACUGUGGGCAUCCAAUACAGUUGCAUGUCGACGCCUUACGCCGUCGGGGCAUUUCUCUCCCUCAGCGUGGGCGUUGGCGGCAGUCCUGUUUUCUUCUUCGCCUACCUGCUGGUUGUCAUCAUGAACAUGUUUGUCGCCUGUUCUCUCGCAGAGAUUGCUGCAGUCUAUCCCCAUGCUUCAGGUCAAAUUUACUGGGCGGGAGUCCUAGCACCGCCGAAACACAGGCGUGGGCUCAGUUACAUUACCGGAUGGCUCACCAGUUCCGGGUGGUUCUUUUGGACGUGCGGCACUCUCCUGAUCUCGUCUCAGCUGCUCUGGGCUUUGAUUCAAGUUUGCUAUCGGUCCUUCGAGAUUCAUCCAUGGCAUUACUACAUGGGCUACCUCGCCAUCGGCGUCAUCGGCGUCAUCGUGAACAUUCCUCUGUUCAACAUCUAUCCAUACCUGCUGAAGUUCCUGGUGGUAUACAUCAACGCUGGGGCCUUAUUCAUCAUCAUCGCCCUCCUUGUCCGAGCAAAUCCCAAGCAGUCAGCAAGCUACGUGUUCGCCGAUUUUGUCAACCUCACCGGAUGGUCUUCCAACGGAGUCGUCUUUUUCCUGGGUAUGCUCCCAGGUGCCUCAUCUGUCAACGGAUUCGAUGGGGCCGCACACAUGGCGGAUGAAAUGCCAAAUCCGAAGAAACAAAUCCCACAAGUCAUGGUUGGAAGCACCUUUGCAGCUGGGUUGAGCGGAAUCCCAAUGAUCUUGGUCUUGAUGUUCUGCGUCGUCAAGCCGGAAAACCUUCUUGCACCCAUUGGGGGCCAGCCGAUUGUCCAACUGAUGCUGGACGGGUUUGACUCAAUGGCCUUGACCAUCAUCGGGUGCCUCCUGUUCUUCACGGUCACACUGGCGGCUGCAGCGGCACAAGUCACCACCUUCAGCAGAGUGUGGUGGUCGUUUGCGAGAGCCAACGGGGUUCCAUUCUCGCCUUUCAUGGGUCGAGUCAGUGAGAGAUGGCGCCUCCCGGUCAACUCAAUUCUCUUCACUUUAGUCGCAGGCGCGUUAAUCGGCCUAAUCGAACUCGGAUCAGCCAUCGCACUGAACGCCAUCCUGGGCACCGCGAUCCUUUGCAUAUUUGCCUCCUACUCGAUCCCGAUUACCUGUCUUCUGUUGGAACGAAGACGAUCCUUCCCCGCACGACGAUACUUCAACAUGGGAAAAAUCGCGGGGCCGAUCGUUAACAUCAUCUCGGUCUUUUGGACGGCCUUCAUGUUUGUUUGGUUGUGCUUCCCGCUGUACCUUCCCGUUACCUCCGCAUCGAUGAAUUACGCGGUUGCUGUGUUUGCUGGUGUAUGCUUGGUCAGUACGGUCAACUGGUUUUGCUAUUCCAAGAAAGCGUAUCUAUCUCCCGUCAGCACAGAUGAGCACAUUGAUGGGCUGGAGCCGUCGGAUCACGCCUAA